AGUCAACAAGUUGUCAAAAGACAACAACAAUUAAAAUAUUUCCACAAAAACAUGAGCUCCGACAUUAAAUCCUUAGAAAGUGAGGUAUACCCCGUGGGAGAUUGGCAGAAACUGAAGAUACUCCUAUGGAAGAAUUGGAUUCUUCAGCGGAAUCAAAAAAUCCAGAUUAUUGUGGGUCUAAUCUUCCCAUUGGUAUUCAUAAGUCUCCUUGUGAUCCUGCGCAUUCUGGUUCUGCCCGAAAAGAUGCCAGAGAGUCGUUACAAACACGUGCCUAUAGAGAGCUUGGUGUUAUUCUUGCAAUGGGUGAAAAUGGGGAACAGGAUCCUGCAUUCCAAUGGUACGCUUAAUAUACCAAAGGCAUAUCUCUGCUAUACACCGGAUACGCCGACAAAUGCUGCUAUAGCGAGGUCUGCCGCCAUUUUCCUGUUCCUUAAUGGUACGCGUCCCUAUGAGAGUGCAGAGAAGAUGGAGCAUGACAUGUUGGAGCACAACUUUCUCGUUGGCGUUGAGUUCGGUCAGAACGAUGGUGGAGCUAUGAAUCAAAGAUUUCCCCUUAACUUCACCUACAGCCUACGAUUUCCCAGUGAGCUGCGAACGAUGCCGGGGCCGGUGAUAGAAACCUGGCAUACGCGUGAGCUAUUCGUGAGAUACGACCUGUCGGGGCCUCGCAAUCCGGAGCACGAUGAUGGAGGCGUUCCGGAUGGCUAUAUCCGGGAGGGAUUUCUACCGGUACAGCAUGCCCUUACCAUGUCCUGGCUGUCCCAGGCCACGCGACAAAGUAUGUUCAAGUUCCCGCGCGUCCGACUCCAGCGAUUUCCCUUCAGGGCCUACACGUUUGAUCCACUUCUACUGGGACUGCGACAACUGCUGCCUUUUAUAGUAAUCCUAAGCUUCAUGUACCCCAGCUCGGUGGUGACCAAGGAUGUGACCUCCGAAAAGGAGUUGCAGCUGAAGGAUAUGAUGAAGCUAAUUGGUGUGGAUAACUGGCUGCACUGGAUCGCCUGGUUCCUGAAGAGCUACCUGAUGCUGAUGAUGGUGGUUCUGCUCAUCCUGUUUCUGUUCAAGGUAAAUUUCUAUACCUCCGUAUCCAUCCUCACCAAUUCCCAGUGGAUAGUGAUUUUGGUGUUCCUGCACACCUAUGUCAUUGCCAGCAUAUGUUUCUGUUUCAUGCUGGCCGUAUUCUUCUCCAAGGCCAGUACGGCGUCGGCUGUUACCUGUAUUUUGUGGUUCAUCACCUAUAUUCCGUACACGUUUGCCUUCUACUACUACGAACACCUCAGCCUAUUUGGAAAAUUGAUGAUAGCCCUGGUCUUUUCGAAUUCAGCCUUGGGUAUUGGCUUUAACAUUAUAAUGGACUUUGAGGGCACUGGAAUGGGAGCCACUUGGAGCAGUAUGUUCCAUACUGUCUCUGCGGACGAUGACAUCACUUUGUUCUAUAUAAUCAUGACGCUCACUAUGUCGGCGCUUAUCUACCUGGGGAUUUGCAUGUAUGUGGAACAGGUAUUUCCAGGAAAUUAUGGCAUCGCUCGCAGGUGGAACUUCUUUCUCCAACGACAGUUUUGGUGUGGAUCUAAGCCCACAGAUUCUCCAAAGAAGAAACACAGAGGUGGCACGAGAAAACGACAGGUGGGCAUCCAAUUGAACAACUUACAGAAAACCUUCGGGAAAUUUAAGGCUGUCAAGGGUCUGAACUUGAAGAUGUAUCGCGAUGAAAUCACAGUAUUACUCGGACACAAUGGCGCUGGAAAGACCACCACCUUGCAUAUGCUCACAGGCAUAAUAGCACCCACAGCAGGAACGGCCUUGAUCAAUGGCUAUGACAUUAGAACCCAGUUGGACAUGGCCCGCCAGUCGCUGGGAAUCUGUCCGCAGCACAAUAUACUCUUCAUGAAGAUGAGUGUCCGGGACCACAUAGUGUUCUUUAGCAAACUGAAGGGAGUCCGUGGAUCCGAGGCUGUUAACAGAGAAGUUAAGAAGUACGUGGAGGUUCUGGGCCUGCAGGCCAAGUCCAAGGUGGCUGCCGAGAAUCUUUCCGGCGGCAUGAAGCGGAAACUAUCCCUCUGCUGUGCCAUGUGCGGCAGUGCCCGGGUUGUGCUCUGCGAUGAGCCGAGUUCCGGCAUCGAUGCCGCCGGACGAAAGAGCCUCUGGGAGCUGCUGCAGUCGGAGAAGCAGGGUAGGACGGUGCUCCUCACCACCCACUACAUGGACGAGGCCGAUGUCCUGGGCGAUCGCAUAGCCAUCCUGUCCGAGGGCAAACUGCAGUGCCAUGGCACCUCCUUCUACCUGAAGAAGCGAUAUGGAACGGGCUACCAGUUGGUGUGCAUCAUGCAGAAAGACUGCAAUGUAGACGCCGUAACUGAGUUGAUAAAUCGCCAUUUGCCGUAUCUGAAACCGGAAAGGGAAAUGGGCACCGAACUGACCUAUCGAUUGCCCCACACUGAGUCCAAAAAGUUCUCUGCCUUGCUGGCUGAUCUCGAUAGGAAUUGUGCGAAACUAAAGCUAAGUGGCUAUGGCCUGAGUGUGGCCACCUUGGAGGACGUGUUCAUGGAGGUUAACAAGGAAAAGCGAUACGAGGGAGGUGAAGAGAAGAAUGCAACCCCUGACUUUCAGACCCUUGUGUUUGACAACAAAACGCGGGAGAAUCGAUUUUUGAUUCGUUGCCUAAUGUGCUUUCAAGCUUUGAUGUUGAAAAAGAUCAAGGUAACCUUUCGUAAUUACUGGCUUAUGUUGAUACAGAUCCUGCUGCCCGUGGUUAUAUUGGUCUUGGCCAUUUUAAACUCCCGGGGCGGUCGCAUUUACUAUGAACUACCAGCAAUGGAGAUAUCACCAUUCCAAUAUAAAUCGAGUUUCAUGGUUUUGGAGGAUAAUUCGACCAACGAUCAAUUGAGUCCCCUGGCCAUGGCCUAUGCAAAGCAUACGGAACGUUAUGGGAAACGGUGUAAGUUGCUGAAAACAGGGGAUCUCGGCGUUGAGGAUUACAUAUUGGGUCUGGGCAAAAAAUGGAACCACCGCUUGGACUAUGCCUUUAUAGCGGGAGCCACAAUGCACAAAACUAACACCACCGUCUGGCUGAAUAAUAAGCCGCUGCACACUGCCCCCCUGACCUUGAAUAUAUUCCAUAAUGCCAUGGCUCGACAUUAUCUGGGCGAAAGGGCCGGCACCUAUGUGACCAAUAAGCCAUUGCCAUACAGCGACGAUACCCGGGUCCUGCGACUCAGCAAGGGUCAGAGAUUGGGCGCCGAGAUAGCCCUUAAUCUAACAUUGUGUAUGUGCUUCGUGACGGCAUUUUUUGCCAUACCAAUUAUCAAGGAGCGGGAGACGCGAGCGAAGCUUCUGCAGUUCCUCUCUGGCGUCGAUGCGUUCUCCUACUGGGCAACAAUGUUCAUAUGGGACUUCCUGAUAUUCGCGAUAUCGUCUUUCAUGGCCGUUAUCACAAUUUGUGCCUUCCAAGAGCCGGGCUAUUCGUCAGUCACCGACCUGAGUCGAUAUUAUGUCAUGUUAUUGAUAUUUGGCUUGGGUGGUUUGCCAAUAAGUUAUGUCUUGGCCGAUUGCUUCUCCGAUACCGCCAAUGGAUUCGUUCGCAUUGGUAUUUUUAAUCUGGCAACGGGGUGUGCCACAUAUAUGCUUUAUAUCACCCUUUCUUUUGAGGCCUUUAAGCUGCAGGAUGUGGCCAAGCAGAUGGCCUGGUACUUUCGAAUAUUUCCCCACUAUUGCCUGGCCAGUGCCACUCGUCACUUGCACAUUAGCCACAAUAUUCGCAGUGGAUGUAGUGUGCCUGCCUUGAAAAGAAUUCCCCAAGAAGUAAAGUGUAAGAAGUUGCCAAUGUGUUGCAAAAUUCCAGGUUACUUUGCAUGGAAGCAUCCUGGAGUUCUGCCGGAGAUAAUGUACAUCAUAAUUGUGGCCAUAUUACUUUUCCUGUUUCUGAUCAUAACAGAUUCCAAGCUGAUUCAUUCCAUAAGGCAAGCUUUAAGGAGAUUAGGCAAGUCCUCGAAGAAGCGAAAAACCGGUGGAUCUUCAGAAAAUCAGGAUGUAGUAGCAGAACGUAUGCUGGUCAGAGAACUGUUAGGUUCCCGAAGAAAAGAAAUACCUCUACUGGUGGACAACGUCAGGAAACAAUAUAGGAAAAAACUGGCUGUGAGAGGCGUCUCAUUUCAUGUUGGAAGUGCCGAAUGUUUUGGUCUUCUGGGAAUCAAUGGAGCGGGCAAGACGAGUGUCUUCAAGAUGCUAACAGGAGAUCACGAAAUCACCUCUGGAGAUGCUUACAUAGAUGGCUUAAGUGUGUCCACGCAGUUGAGACAGGCUCGCCAUAAGAUCGGAUACUGUCCGCAAUUCGAUGCAAUCUUCGAGGACCUGACAGGAACACAAAAUCUUCGCAUUUAUUGUCUACUGAGGGGCGUCCAGCGACGUUAUGUGAAAGACAUUAGCUGGACUCUUGCCCGGGCCUUUGGCUUUGAAAAUUACAUGAAUAAGCAGAGCAAACACUAUAGCGGAGGAAACAAACGGAAGCUGAGCACUGCUAUAGCCAUCUUGGGCAACCCAUCGGUGGUUUUCCUGGACGAACCCACCAGUGGCAUGGAUCCCGGUGCCCGGCGUAACCUCUGGCAGAUAAUGGAUCUCAUUCGGACGGCGGGGAAGUCCCUGGUCCUCACCUCGCACAGCAUGGACGAGUGCGAGGCGCUGUGCACUCGCCUGACCAUCAUGGUGGAUGGUGAGUUCAAGUGCAUUGGCUCAACGCAGAGUCUUAAGAAUCAGUACGCAAAGGGACUCAUCCUGAAAGUAAAAGUUAAGUUCAAAAAGAAAAAUUUUCAAAGAAUCAUACAGAGAUCGUCAUCGUCAUGCUCGGAAACCCUAGAACUAGACAGAGUAUUGGAUGAGAACUCAGCCAGAGUCGUCGAAGAAAUUAAAUUGAAACCCGACACGGGAUUUUCGAAUCGAAUUUUAAUCGUAAAUACUUUUAUACUGAAAAACAUUCGCGAUGCCGAACUAAAAGAUGAAUAUAAUGGACUUCUCACCUAUUUUAUGCCACAGAAUGAAUCUCUGGCUAAAGUGUUUCAGCUCAUUGAGGAGAACCAGAAGAAAUUAUGUAUUGAAGACUAUUUGGUAACGCAAACGAGGCUCGAGGAAGUUUUCCUAGAUUUUGCAUUAAAUUGUGAAAAUCGUGAAUCAGAUGUAAUUGAGAAAAAAAAAUGUUGUUGUUAAUGCUUAUCAUUUGAAUAUCGCUUCACAAGAUAGAUUUUCACGAACCAGUUGGAUUUUUAUAAUGGAAAUAAAACAAUUUAUAUGUUUUUGUUUUUUGUUAAA
This is a messenger RNA of Drosophila serrata, 5301 nucleotides long. Its product is annotated as phospholipid-transporting ATPase ABCA3. NCBI's taxonomy places the organism in Eukaryota, Metazoa, Arthropoda, Insecta, Diptera, Drosophilidae. Gene Ontology annotation, cellular component: membrane; intracellular membrane-bounded organelle. The record is from RefSeq and is a predicted model, not a curated record. Gene Ontology annotation, molecular function: ABC-type transporter activity; ATP binding; ATP hydrolysis activity. Gene Ontology annotation, biological process: transmembrane transport; lipid transport.